AUGAUGUUUGAUAAGGGAAAAUAAACUUUGGUGGAGAGAAAUCAAAAUUUAUUACUCAAAAUAAAAUUUUUUAUUCUUUUAUUAAUUAGAUAAAAAACUAAAAUUUAUAAUUUAUUAUCUGUUAUAAAAUAUUUCAAAAAUUUAAAUCUCAUUAUCAAAACAAUGGGAAGGGCUGUGUUUCGCUUAAUAAAAAUUAAUACCCACACAGAGUACUAACCUAAAAUAUAGGGAAUUAUAAUAUUUUAUAGAAAAUAAAAAAAAUGA
Molecule: messenger RNA, 264 nt
Organism: Paramecium sonneborni
Lineage: Eukaryota; Ciliophora; Oligohymenophorea; Peniculida; Parameciidae
Source: the annotation of a GenBank genome assembly